Molecule: messenger RNA, 2854 nt
Organism: Stegastes partitus (bicolor damselfish)
Lineage: Eukaryota; Metazoa; Chordata; Actinopteri; Pomacentridae
Gene: vav1
Product: vav guanine nucleotide exchange factor 1
Exons: 29
Coding region: 143-2683 (846 amino acids)
Biological process (GO): regulation of GTPase activity; intracellular signal transduction; cell migration
Cellular component (GO): cytoplasm
Molecular function (GO): protein binding; guanyl-nucleotide exchange factor activity
Source: RefSeq, a predicted model, not a curated record
AGCUCUGCAGAACACCCACCACGGAAGAAAGGCAGAACAAGAGCGCUGAAGUCUGAAAAUGAGAAAUUGAAAGGAAGACGGGGACGUGAACAUUGAGAGAGACGACACAGAGCUGCCGGGGAAACUAGUGAAGAGAACCAGGAUGGAGCUGUGGCGGCAGUGUGCAAUGUGGUUGAUCGACUGUCGAGUCCUUCCUGAGAACCACCGGGUCACAUGGGAGGGAGCUCAGGUGUGUGACCUGGCUCAGGCUCUGAGAGAUGGCGUGCUUCUCUGCCAGUUGCUCAACAACCUGCUGCCUCAGGCUGUCAACCUGAGAGAGAUCAACCUGCGGCCACAGAUGUCUCAGUUCCUGUGUCUAAAGAACAUCCGAACGUUCCUGGGAGUUUGUCAAGAGAGGUUUCAUCUCAGAAAGAGCGAACUCUUUGAAGCCUUUGACCUGUUUGAUGUUCGAGAUUUUGCAAAGGUCAUAGACACUUUGUCCAUCCUGUCUCAUUCAUCAACUGCCGUGCAAAGAGGAUUUCAGCCGUUUCCUUUGGAAGGAUGUGCUCCAGAUGAUGAGAUCUACAGCGGCCUGUCUGACCAGAUAGAUGAUACAGUGGAUGAGGACGACGACUUGUAUGACUUCGUGGAGGAUGAGGAGAACGAAGGAGAUGAGAUCUACGAAGACUUGAUGAGGACAGACGAACAGCCUGAAACUCAACAGAAGACUGGUGUAGACAAGCGAGAGUGCUGCCUGCAGGAGAUCAGACAGACAGAGGAGAAAUACACCGAUACACUGCAAUCUAUAUUACAGCACUUUAUGAAGCCUCUUGAAAGGUUUCUCGUGGCUGAAGAAAUUGAAAGUAUCUUCAUCAAUAUAGAGGAUUUGGUUCACAUCCAUCGUAGCAUGCUGGGGGAGGUUCAGACCUCCAUCCAGCAGUAUGGAGCUAAGACUCUCUACCAGGUGUUUCUGAACUACAAGGAAAGGUUGUUACUCUACGGUCGUUACUGUAGUCAGGUUGAAGCAGCAACAAAACACCUCGACAAGCUUUCAAAUUCGAGGGAGGACAUCAGGAUGAAACUGGAGGAGUGUUCAAAGAGAGCAAACAGCGGCCGGUUUUCUCUCAGAGAUUUACUCAUGGUCCCUAUGCAGAGAGUCCUCAAAUAUCACCUGCUGUUACAGGAGCUGGUGAAACACACCACAGACCCAACAGAAAAGGACAACCUCCGAACAGCUCUUGAUGCCAUGAGAGACCUGGCACAGAGUGUGAACGAAGUAAAGCGAGACAAUGAGAUCAUCAAGCAAAUCACUGACUUUCAGUUGUCUAUAGUAAACAUGACUCAGUCUCUAGCUCUCUACGGUCGUCCAAAGAUCGAUGGAGAACUGAAGAUCUGCAGCUCCGAGAAAAAGUCUAAACAGGACAGGUAUGCAUUCCUCUUCGAUAAAGCUGUGAUUAUUUGUAAGAAGAAAAGCGGAGAGACAUUUGAGCUAAAGGAGGUUAUUGAACUACAGCGUUACCAGAUAAGAGAUGAAACCACAGGAGAGAAGGACCAUAAAAAGUGGUCCUAUUUGUUCCUCCUGCUGGACUGCUAUGGGAGUUGUGGGUACGAUUUAUUCUUCAAAACUAGAGAAAUGAAGAAGAAAUGGCUGGAACAGUUUGAGAUGGCUAUGUCAAAUAUGUGUCCUGAGAACUCCACAGCAAACAACCAUGACUUCCAGAUGCACUGCUACGAGGAAACCACCUCCUGCAAGGCCUGCUCAAUGUUGUUAAGAGGGAUUUUUUUCCAGGGCUAUCGCUGCACUCGUUGUAAAAUGGCAGCACAUAAAGAGUGUUUAGGCAGAGUCCCUGCCUGCGGAAGAAACUCAGAUAACUCUGGUAAUACAAAGAAGCCCCAGCAGAAUAAAUCAAGGCCCCCAGGACAUUCCAGUGUUGGACUUCCUAAGAUGGAGGUGAGUCAGGAGUACUACGGCCUGCCGCCGCCUCCUGUAGGUUUCGGACAACCGCUUCAGCUCUCCAAAGGCGACAUCAUUGAGCUGACCCGGGCCAACGUCGACAUGCACUGGUGGGAGGGAAGAAACCUAACUGCUGGUCAAAUGGGAUGGUUCCCCUGCCAAAAAGUUAAGCCCUACAGCAGUAGGCCGACCCCAGACCUGUCUGCCUUCAGCUGGUUCGCAGGGAACAUGGACCGCACCGCCGCCAAAAACCUGUUAAUGUCCCGGUCUGAUGGAACCUUCCUCGUGCGACAGAAAGACGGGGGAGAGUUUGCCAUCAGCAUCAAGUUCAACAUGGACAUCAGACACAUUAAGAUCACGGCUAGUGAAGGACUUUACCGCAUCAACGAUAAGAAAGCAUUCAAGGGUUUAAUCGAGAUGAUUCAGUUUUACCAGCAGAACUCUUUGAAGGAGUACUUUAAGGAUGUGGACACCACGCUGCAAACGCCGUACAAACAACCAGAGCAGAGCAACUCAUCCAACAGCACGCCGAAUACCACACCAGGGGGCAGCAUUAGGAGCUUCGGCGUAGCGAGGGCCAGGUACGACUUCUCCGCCAGGGACCGCUCAGAGCUGUCGCUGCGGGAAGGAGACACCAUCAAGAUCCUCUCCAAGAAGGGCCACAGUGGCUGGUGGAAAGGAGAGGUCUACGGCCGGGUGGGGCUCUUUCCAGCCAACUAUGUGGAGGAGGAUUACUCUGACUACUGCUGAUGAGCCUCCAGAGGAGAUGUGUAGACCCAUAGUGUUUGUGCAGGGGUCAGAGUGAGCGAUUGCAUUAACCCAUAUGCAUGAGUGUGGCCGUGUGCGUGUGAGAAAGAUGCCAGUACUUGUGAUGUAAUGAUUGUCUUGUGAUGUGAAUAAAACUUUAGUAACUAACUUGAA